CGUUCACCUCGCUCCUCGCGCUCUCUCUCUCUCUCUCUGCACACAAAAACAUUUUCUUGAGAAAGAAGCCACAGUCACCAUCACCAAUCUUACUUACUAGUUCUACUACCUUCCUACUAUGGAUGUUGCUGAGAGUUUCGGCCAUGGCGAUCCUGAAACGCCGCGUUUCAGUGAGGACUUUGGUUCUGGCUCUGCUUGCUCCACCCCCUUCGUCAGCGCUCCUUCUAGUCCCGGUCGUGGUCCUCCCCCCGGUUACUUCUUCAGCGCUCCCUCCAGCCCUAUGCAUUUCUUCCUUUGCUCCGCUGCUUCUUCCUCGGACUAUCCUAAAAAGCUCAACUCCUCUUCGUCUUCCUCAUGCGGCGGCGACUUUGAGUUUGAUUUCUCGUCGAGGCUGUCUUCGAGCAGUGGUCCUCUAGGCGGCGUUUCCAUGACCUCUGCGGAAGAGCUCUUCUCUAACGGCCAGAUCAAGCCGAUGAAGCUCUCCUCGCAUCUUCAGAGACCUCAGAUCUUAUCGCCGCUUCUGGAUCUGGAGAACGAGGAUGAAGACGACGACGACGACGAAGAGCCCAAACCAGACGGUGAGAUGAACCGUGGCAGAGAUCUGAAACUAAGAAGCAGAUCCGUUCACCGGAAAGCCAGAUCUCUCUCUCCGCUCCGAAACGCAGCGUAUCAAUGGAACCAAGAGGAUGAAGAAGAAGAAGAAAGAGUCGCCGGGGAGAGAGAGGUGAAGGAGUGCAUAAGGAAGCUACAGGAGGACGAGAACGUGCCUUCAGCUGAAACGACACCGUCUUGUUCAGCCUCAUCUUCGCGAUCAUCCUCUUACGGUAGAAACUCUAAGAAAUGGAUAUUCCUCAAGGAUCUGCUCCAUCGAAGCAAAAGCGAAGGAAGAGGCAACGCUAAAGAGAAGUUCUGGUCCAACAUUUCAUUCUCCCCUUCAAAUUUGAAAGACAAGAAACUCAAAUCUCCUCAACCAGCUGAAGAGAAGCCGAUUCAGGAAACAGCUGAGGCCGCCGUCGUCGAGUCCAAGAAGCAGAGACAGAAACAACCGCCGGCGAGGAAAACUCCGACAGUCGGAAAACCAACAAACGGGAUAGCGAAACGGCGAGGAUCGCAGCCGUCGGCACACGAGCUACAUUACACAACGAACAGAGCUCAAGCAGAGGAGAUGAAGAAGAGGACGUAUUUGCCGUACAGGCAUGGACUCUUUGGCUGCUUAGGGUUCAGUUCCAAAGGUUACAGUGCCUUGAACGGUUUAGCACGUAGCUUAAACCCAGUUUCAUCCGGUUAAAUCAUCGUUAUUAGAUUUCAGCAGCAAAAAUAUGUUCUUUUUAAUGUAUAGAGAUUAUGAUGAACCCUCCUCCUAUAUAGUAGUAAGUAAGUAAGUAGUAUAUUGGCAUUGUAUUUUCUUAUAAGUUCUUAUAUUUGAUUACUAUGAUUCUCCUUUUUUUACUUCUUGGGAAUGUAUUAUUCAGAAUCUAAAAAAUAUUAUUACA
Molecule: messenger RNA, 1493 nt
Organism: Capsella rubella
Lineage: Eukaryota; Viridiplantae; Streptophyta; Magnoliopsida; Brassicales; Brassicaceae
Exons: 1
Coding region: 119-1288 (389 amino acids)
Source: RefSeq, a predicted model, not a curated record